CCCUCGCUCAUCACUCACCAAGAAGUAGCACCCAAAGAGCUUCAGCUCGAUCAGCUCAUUCGUUUCGUCCUCUUCCCUUUCGCCUGCUUCUCCCAUCUCUCUAGAGCUUAUUCGUAGAGAUCGCUCCUGCUAGCUAGCGAACAACUAUCUCCAUAGCUGAGCACUAGCAUCUUGCACAAGGCAGCGACCAUGAUCUCCCCGGACACCAUCCGCACGGCCAUCGGCGUCAUCGGCAAUGGGACCGCCCUUGUGCUCUUCCUCUCCCCAGUGCCAACGUUCAUCCGCAUCUGGAAGAAAGGCUCCGUGGAGCAGUACUCGCCGAUCCCAUACGUGGCGACGCUGCUCAACUGCAUGAUGUGGGUGCUGUACGGCCUGCCGCUGGUCCACCCACACAGCAUGCUCGUCAUCACCAUCAACGGCACCGGCAUGGCCAUCGAGCUCACCUACGUCACGCUCUUCCUCCUCUACUCCACCGGCGCCGCCCGCCGCAAGGUCUUCCUGCUCCUCGCCGCCGAGGUCGCCUUCGUCGGCGCCGUCGCGGCGCUGGUGCUCAGCCUGGCGCACACCCACGAGCGGAGGUCCAUGAUCGUAGGCAUCCUCUGCGUCCUCUUCGGCACCGGCAUGUACGCCGCCCCGCUCUCCGUCAUGAAAAUGGUGAUCCAGACGAAGAGCGUUGAGUACAUGCCCCUGUUCCUGUCGCUGGCAUCCCUGGUGAACGGCAUCUGCUGGACUGCCUACGCGCUCAUCAAAUUCGACCUCUACAUCACCAUCCCCAACGGGCUUGGCGUGCUCUUCGCGGUAGCGCAGGUGGUCCUGUACGCCAUCUACUACAAGUCCACCCAGGAGAUCAUCGAGGCGCGCAAACGCAAGGCCGACCAGGUCGCCAUGACCGAGGUCGUCGUCGUCGGCAAGACCAACAACCACGCCGGCGCCGGCCACUACUGAUGAAGUGAUGGUGCUUAAUUAGUUACCAAGCUUAUGGAAGCGGCAGUAUAAUCAAUCAAGUCGCCGCUGGGUGUUAUGUAUUGUGUGAUUGUGAUCUUCAAUUCCCACAAGGGAUGAAGGCCUGUAUGUGACAUGUUGUUGGCCUAGUGCAGCUUGGCAGUGUCACGUACGGGCCUCUUAGGUGGGACGACAAAGGUGGGGGAUUUUAGCUAAUUCCACCUUUGGACUAGGGCUUAGCUUAAUUCCGCUGUUUAGCGGUACUUAUUGAUGGUCUCUUGUUGUCUCGAAUGUCUAUUGAUCACCAAACUCUUCCCAUGGUCAUCAAUCAAAAGCAUGUUCAUGAAUCACGACUUCUUGAUUACGUUAUGAAUUCAA
Messenger RNA from Setaria italica (foxtail millet), 1320 nucleotides. Its product is annotated as bidirectional sugar transporter SWEET4. Gene Ontology annotation, cellular component: membrane. Gene Ontology annotation, biological process: carbohydrate transport. The transcript is spliced from 5 exons. Gene Ontology annotation, molecular function: sugar transmembrane transporter activity. Lineage: Eukaryota; Viridiplantae; Streptophyta; Magnoliopsida; Poales; Poaceae. The record is from RefSeq and is a predicted model, not a curated record. The coding region runs from base 190 to 945 and encodes 251 amino acids.